AUGGACACAAAGAUCAAGAACGUUGCCAAUACGCAUGUUGUUUGCUGGGGUGGGAAGAUGCUCGCGCUCUAUGAGACUGGUCUCCCCUACCGUCUAGAUGGGAGUGACCUGGCGACCCUCGGACCGGAGACCUUCGGCGAGGAACUUCGAGAAGGCACAGCUGCUACUCUAGGGUUCGAGCCUCUGGAUUCGGUGCUGGGAUUCGGGGACGCUGUGACGGCGCACCCCCACAUCGACCAGCGGCAGAGGCGCCUCAUCAUAUGGUCUACUAAGAACAAUCCUCUGGACGGCGUCGUCGAGUUCGCCGUGACCGAGCGGGACGAGCAGUGGCGGGCGCGGGCGCGGGUCGCCUUCCGCACGAGAGCGGGCACUGCGCCCCACGACUGCGCGUUCACCAACAGCUUCUACGUCUUCGCCGAGAACAGGAUGGAGCUCCCCCCCGAGGGUCUGGCGAAGUACCUGCUCGGCCUGGCUGGCCCCGCCGAGGGCAUCCAGGCCGAUCCAGACGCGCCGAGCAGGAUCCACCUCGUCGCGCGCGACGGCGCGCGGGACGAGGCGGGCGGGCCGCGCCACCUGGUCGUGGAGACACCGCCGUGGUUCUCCAUCCAUCACUCGCACGCGGAGGAGGAGGUCUCGACGGACGGCACGGCGAGGCUGGUGACGCUGUAUUCCGCGGGGUGGAAGCGCGAGGGCCUCGCGCGGAACGGCGGCCGCUUCCUCGCGGCGUGGGUCGGACGAGCGCCAGACUUCGACGCGAUCUCCCCCACGCACUACUGGCGCACGAGGAUUGAGGUCACGGGCUCCGGCGCCCGCCUGCUGGAGCACGCCGUGUUCCCGGGCCUGGAGGCCGUCUGCAUGGACCACCCGCACGUGCUUCCUGCAGAGGAGGGCGGCGCUGGCGCCUCAUACGCCUACAUGACGUAUUCGAACUGCGACGGGCUGUCCUCCCCGGCCACGGGCUGGGCCCGCCUCGACCUCAGGUCGGGGGGCUUGUCCGUGUGGCAGGCCCCGCGCAGGGGCGGCUGCUUCGCCCAGGAGCCCGUGGUGGUGCCCAAGGCCGCGGGCACAGGCGCGUGGAUGCUGGGGGUGAUGGACGACCACAGGAGGAACGCGACCUGCCUGUGUGUCUUUGACGGGGACGACAUGGAGCGUGGUCCAGUUUGCCGCAUGUGGCUGCCCGUCAGGCUUCCAUAUGGGCUCCAUGGCUCCUUCCUGCCUGCAGGCUCGCUCGGUGACUGA
Prorocentrum cordatum is the source of this 1239-nucleotide messenger RNA. The record is from the annotation of a GenBank genome assembly. NCBI's taxonomy places the organism in Eukaryota, Dinophyceae, Prorocentrales, Prorocentraceae.